Molecule: messenger RNA, 2736 nt
Organism: Lingula anatina
Lineage: Eukaryota; Metazoa; Brachiopoda; Lingulata; Lingulida; Lingulidae
Product: mitochondrial disaggregase
Biological process (GO): cellular response to heat
Cellular component (GO): mitochondrion; cytoplasm
Molecular function (GO): ATP hydrolysis activity; protein binding; ATP binding
Source: RefSeq, a predicted model, not a curated record
AAUGUCGCAUGUAGUGCGAGUCAGGCAAUUGCUGUCCGCUUUUUCGCCGACGCAGCGGUUCUUUAGGACGUUUUCUGUGUCAGAAAGGAUAAUCACACCAAAAAGGAAUGUACCUACAAAUUUACUAAGAGUAACACGACUUGAGGUGGGCCGGAGAUGCACGAAUUCUAUUCGUAAUCUAAACCUGCGAACCGAUCAUUCUGGAAAUACUGAAAAUGAAAUGCGUUCCAUAUGUGCGCGCUUGGCGAUAGCGGGAGGGCUGACUUUCUGUCUCUCGGGUGACAAGGAUGGUAAUUCAUAUGUAUUCACAUCGGUAACAGUUGUUACAGAAGAAAGGCUAUUUAGGGCUGCGAAAAUUGGAAAUGUGUCCGAAUUAAAAAGCCUUGUGGAUAUGAAGAUAGAUGUGAACACUAAGCACAUAUUGGGGUGGACUCCACUGAUGGUGGCUGCAAUGAACAGGAAAUCAGACUGUGUUAAGUUGCUCUUGGAUGCUGGUGCAGACCCCAAUAUUGGUGAUGAAUACAGCAAUGUGUACCAGACCUCCAAUGAAAAGAAAAUAAAUUCUUUAGAAGUUUUGACUAAAAGAGAAGAUGAGUUCAGUAACAGGUUGAAUAACAAGGCCUCAUUCCGUGGUUGUACCAGCCUCCACUAUGCAGUUCUGGCUGAUGAUGAAAGAACUGUUGAACUACUACUGCAGGCUGGUGCUGACCCAACCGUAGAAAAUCAGAUGGGACACAGACCUAUAGAAUAUGCUAGGAAUACAAGAAUACAGUCUUUACUUAGGGAUGGAGAAAAACAGUAUGCAGUAAUAGUAAAAAAGAAAGAGUUGGAGCAGAGAAAACGCUACCCUCUUGAACAAAGGCUGAGAGAACAUUUAGUUGGACAAGAGGGUGCCAUUACUGCUGUUUCUGCAGCUAUAAGAAGGAAGGAGAAUGGUUGGUAUGAUGAGGAGCAUCCUUUGGUGUUGUUAUUCCUAGGAUCAUCAGGAAUAGGCAAGACAGAGCUGGCCAAACAGGUGGCACGCUAUCUUCACAAGGAUUACAGAAAGGGUUUUAUCAGGUUAGACAUGUCUGAGUAUCAACAAAAGCAUGAGGUUGCCAAAUUCAUUGGCUCUCCUCCAGGAUAUAUAGGCCAUGAUGAAGGGGGACAGUUGACCAAGAAGCUAAAGGAAUGUCCUAAUGCUGUGGUGUUGUUUGAUGAAGUGGACAAGGCUCAUCCAGAUAUACUCACCAUCAUGUUACAGCUCUUUGACGAGGGCCGACUGACAGAUGGGAAAGGCAAGACAGUGGAAUGUAAAGAUGCCAUCUUCAUCAUGACAUCCAACUUGGCCAGUGAUGAGAUAGGGGAACACGGCCAGGAGCUGAGGGAGAAGGCCAGGGAAUACACCAAGAAAAGAGAUGCAGGGAAGAUAGAUGAAUUAAAUGAAGGCCAAAUAACAAUCUCCAAAGAAUUCAAAGAGAGAGUUGUACAACCAAUACUAAAGAGACAUUUUGGUCGGGAUGAGUUCCUUGGCCGAAUCAAUGAGAUGGUGUAUUUCCUUCCUUUUUCAAGACAAGAGCUGAGUAAACUGGUGGUCUGGGAGCUGGAGUACUGGGCAGCUAAAGCAAAGAAGAACCAUGAUAUAGAACUGAGCUGGGACAGACAGGUAGUGGAUGUCUUGGCAGAUGGUUAUGAUGUCCACUAUGGGGCAAGGUCUAUUAAACAUGAGGUUGAGAAGAGAGUUGUGUCGCAGUUAGCUUUAGCACAUGAGCGGGAAUUGUUCCACAAAGGUGCUUCUUUAAAACUUGUAGUUAACAAUCCAAAGGACCAACUAGCUGACAAUACCGAGUCAGAAAAUACUAAACCUAGCAUCAAACUUCAAAUAAGAAGGGACAAAAAGAACUAUGUAGAUAUACCACUUGAAAAUCUAGGAAGCCAGUUCACAUAGGAGUGAUAGUCACAUGUGUUUACACUGGAGAAAUGUGGCGCUGUCCUAAUGCAAGCUUAGUGCUCUACUCUUUGUUGAAAGCUGUUAUACUGCGUCAAAAUACAAGUCGGAGGACAAAACAUUUGAAUAAGCUACCACAGCUUUAACUUUCCUGCCUGUAAAAUUGUGUAGAUACUGGGCUGUAUAAAACACCAAUAGCAACAUUUGCCAUGUGUGAACACACAGAAAGUAGAUGUAUUUAUUUGAGUAACACAGUGAAUAACAAGGGUUACCCUGAACUACAUCUAAUCACGGUUUCAGUGGCCACAAGAAUAUGCUGGUGUAGAGGAGUCUAAUCAUAAGAACACUAAUCCUGAGAAUUUGGGAAUUCUGAUUGUGUGACUUGCCAAAAACAGAUUUCUGUCUUAGGAGCAAGAGUGUAUGAACAAUUGUGUUUCUCCUCUUUCUUACUUUGAGGUUUUCUGGAAAAAAUUGUGAAGCACCCUGGGUUUCACUGUGAUUGGAAAUGGCAGGUGCAUGCUGAAAUGAAAUGAGUUUUCAGUAAACUGUGAAACUACGGGUGAUCUCAGUUGUAUCCAUGUCCAGUUCCCUUUGUUGGGGUUCAUUUGCCCCAUGUUAUAGAAGUCAUUUAUUCAAAAAAGAGAAAGUUUAGAUUUCAGCCUACACAAGCAAAUGGGUGUUACUAGAUUACUGUAUAAUAUAAUGUAAAUGUAAUAUAAUAUGAAUUCUAAAGUGCGCAGUGUGUUUUGAGUGGGCCGUUUUCAUUGAUCAUCAUGAUAAAUAAAUAUCGAUAUGGUGUUUUUAGAACA